UUUUUUCUCAAUGUCCAGGCCCAAAGCAAGAUGAUCAGACACCGGACAGAUUCGAAGCCAAGCCAAUGCUAAAUGGGCAGACGGAUCAGACCUGCCCACCGAUCCGGGCUUCGAAUAGUUGCCUCCCUGAGAAGAGGAUCGAGUCAAGGUCGUAAGACAAAUUUCAACCCGCUUUGCCUUGUCAUUGCGAAGUCUGGACUGCUCUUUUGGCGAACAGCUCUUAAAGGAGGUGAUGCGGGUUCACCAUCUUUCGACCACCCACGACGACUGAGAAGUGAAGAUGUCGGCCGUCGUUACUUCCGGAGGGGGAGCACCCUCGAGCCAGGCGCCAUCGACAAGGCCACGGAACGUCAAAGUUGAAGCUGGACCGAUCGCUGGUCUUGUCGUCGGCGUCGUCUUUGUUUGCGCCCUCUGUAUCCUUCUGGUUUGCAUGCACAGUAAGAGAAGAAAGAGAAAGCAGGCACAGGCACAGCAAUGGGGAGCCCACCCAUACGACAUCAAGACGAAAUCCCAGGUCUUGCCCCUACAUCUCGACCACUAUUCGUUGGAGAAACAUGCGCAGACUGGUUCGAUGUCAUCUUCUCCGACGCAUUCAUCAUUCGAUACUAGCUAUCACAAACAGGACGAUCUUUCCGUUCCAUCGCCUGCGAUCCUCACCCCGCCAUCCAGACCGUAUCAAAUGCCUCUUGCUGCUGCCCCUGCGAUGGUGCCAUAUUUUGCGCAGAUGCCGGCACACCUCUCACACGCGCACCCUGGUCGCAAUGAGCUUUCAGCUGGGGGACGAGGCAUGGGAGGCGGUCUGGUAGCUCCAGAGAUGCUGCGACAGGUCAGCGACGCUCCAUCGGAUCUGUCAAUGCCGCGGACCGUUUCUCGGCAAGGAAGUUUCGUUAACGACGGCGACGAAGUAGCACCUUCGGGCUUCUUCCUAGAAACGAGGCAGGCAAAUCGUUUGCAGUUGCCGCCCGAUGGCUCGCCUCGGACAAGCGAUGGAGGGCAUGGAUGGUGGGACACGAGCAUCAUCGACUUGCGGCUAGAGAUCGAUGAAGGCGACGAACCACGGCGUUCUGACGAUGGUCGCGCAUUAUCGCCCUUCCGCCCUCAGAUCCCCAUUGUCAAGACGACGCCUCCUUCUCUGCUGCUUCUCACACCUCCCAACCCGCCGUGGCCACACACUCCCAAUCUGCCGUACACUCCCUCUGCACACAACACACCCAUCGUGACGCCUGGCAGACGGGUCAGAUCGCCGUCCAUGGAAUCGCUGCAGCAGCGAGAAUUUCGCAAUGCGUUCCACCUCGUCACGGCCAACGGAACUUGCGUGCCCAUGACAUCGGUUCCGAGCCCCAGCGUUGAGCUCAGAAGAACACCUUUCUUUUGACGAGAGCCGGACUCCACUGUAUUUUUAGCUCCUUCUCACACCCUCUGUGUAUAUCUGUAUAAUGGCACAAGAC
Molecule: messenger RNA, 1448 nt
Organism: Acaromyces ingoldii
Lineage: Eukaryota; Fungi; Basidiomycota; Exobasidiomycetes; Exobasidiales; Cryptobasidiaceae
Exons: 1
Coding region: 281-1375 (364 amino acids)
Source: RefSeq, a predicted model, not a curated record